Messenger RNA from Ceratitis capitata (Mediterranean fruit fly), 1944 nucleotides. RefSeq names its product probable nucleoporin Nup54 (gene Nup54). Lineage: Eukaryota; Metazoa; Arthropoda; Insecta; Diptera; Tephritidae. Gene Ontology annotation, biological process: nuclear pore organization; NLS-bearing protein import into nucleus; protein localization to nuclear inner membrane. Bases 109 to 1824 code for a protein of 571 amino acids. The transcript is spliced from 7 exons. The record is from RefSeq and is a predicted model, not a curated record. Gene Ontology annotation, molecular function: structural constituent of nuclear pore. Gene Ontology annotation, cellular component: nuclear pore central transport channel; nuclear pore.
CUAAAAAUUAACAUUUUGUGAUUGUGCUUUAAAAUAAAUAGAUAUUUACUCCAUUUUGAUCAGAAUUAUACUAUUUAAGUAGUUUAAAAAAUUUAAUUUUGUGGCACAAUGUCAUUCUUCGGCGGAAAUGCUUCAUUAGGUGCAACAAGCACACCGGCCAAACCUGGCGGGUUAUUCUCGUCAUUUGGCACUGCCGCAACGGCAGCUGCACCAGCUUUUGGUAGUGUAGCGACUUCAACAGCAGCUCCUGCCUUUGGUACUUCAGCUUUUGGUGCUACUGGUUUCGGUAAUGUAGCGACUUCUUCUGCACCAUCGCUCUUCGGUGGAACCGCAACCGCUACAAAUACCGCAGGGUUUGGCGGCUUUGGUACAGCCACAUCUACAGCACCUGCAUUCGGUGGAUUUGGAAAUACUGCUGCUACUAGUGCUCCCAGCUUUGGUGGGUUUGGCACAACGUCAACAACAACGACAGCUCCUGCUUUUGGUGGAUUCGGUACUCAAAGUAAUGCCUUUGGAAGCUUCGGUACCGGUGGCAGCGCGUUUGGUGCAUCUUUUGCAAAGCCUGCUGUUCAAACUGUUACACCUGGAUUUGGAGGCUUCAGUGGGGCUACGAAUUUUAUGCUUGGACAGCCACAGCAAGCUGUGCCGCAACUAUCACCAGACGAAGCUUUUGCACAGUCUAUCUUCAAUGUUUCCAUUUACGGUGAUGAACGAGACACAAUAAUUGCAAAAUGGAAUUACUUACAAGCAAUGUGGGGUACUGGAAAAUCUUUUUACUCACAAAAUGCAGUCCCUGUAGAAAUUACGCCACAAAACUAUUUGUGUCGCCUAAAAGCUAUGGGUUACAGCCGGUUGCCUGGGAAAGAUAAUAAAUUAGGAUUGGUGGCAUUGAAUUUUAAUAAACCGCUGACGGAUGUAAAAGCUCAGCAGCAACAAAUUCUUACCUCUCUGAACAGUGUUUUUGGUAAUAAACCAAAUCUUGCUAUAAACAUUGAGUCCAGGAAAGAGCAUGAGGAGAAAAAAUGUCAAUUAGUGAUAUAUGUAGAAGAGCGCUCCCAAAUGUCGCCCAAUGAAACAAAACGAAUACUCGCAACCGAAGUUUCAAAUUAUCUUAACCAGGCGAAUGUGAAAGCCCAAUUGGCAAAUCUUGGUAUUGUCGAAGUGUUGGCUUUGGUAUUACCAGAUGAGGAUCAACUUAAGGAGUAUUUAGAAAAUCCACCAAAGGGUGUUGAUCCACGCAUGUGGCGACAAGCAAAAUUAGACAAUCCUGAUGCAAGAAAGUUUAUUCCAGUACCAAUGAUUGGUUUCAAUGAUCUUAAGUGGCGUACAAAGUGUCAGGAGAGCGAGACAGAAACACAUGCAUUAUAUUUGAAGAAAGUGGAAAAGGAUUUAGCUGAGUUGAGGCAACGUCAUGUAGCUGCGACAGCAAAAAUAAUGGAACACAAGCGGAAAUUGGCAGAAUUGAGUCACAAUAUAUUAAAAAUUAUUGUCAAGCAAGAAUGUACAAGGAAAAUUGGACUAGCCUUAACACCAGAUGAGGAAGCGUUACGCACAAAAUUAGAAAAUAUGCAAGCAUUAGUUUCAGCGCCUACACAAUUCAAGGGACGCCUCAGCGAAUUAUUAUCACAAAUGCGCAUGCAAAGAAAUCAAUAUGCGUUUAGUGGCGGCAGUGAAUAUGCCAUAGACAAGGAUAGUGAAGACGAAAUGAAAUCCUUUUUGGCAAUGCAACAAAAAGCAAUGGAAGUACUUACUGAUACCGUUACAAAGGACUUGAAAGCUCUAAAAAUCAUCAUAGAAGGCAUGCCCGAAUUGGUGCGAGUUUGAUUAUGAACAUUGCAAAGAAAAAUAAAAUAAAAUAGUUUUGAUAUGAAGUAAGUAAAAAUUUAUUUAAAAUCGUUUACUAAAUUUUUGUUACAAUAAAUUCAAUAAAUUUCACUUAAAAAA